GGGGCUGCCGGCGCAGCUCUUGGGGGGCCGGGCGGCCCCGGCGGUGGGGUGAGGGCUCCGAGGGGCCUCGGCCGUAGCGGGAUCCUGGGGGAGGGCUGCGCCCCGCGAAGCGGGCACGGCGGGGACUCCGGUGCCGGAGAGCCGCUGUCCGCGGACAGCCCGGGGCUGGACCCCCAGGUUUAUGAUGGAACUUACAUCUUUGCCUAAAUUCCUUUGGACAAGUGACAACAAACUUCUGCAUCACCAUUUUCCGGACAUAUUGGCUACCGUUCAUACCACACAAGAUAUUCCUGAAGAAGUUGUUUUUGGACCAUGCAUGCUCCAGAACACCCUGCUGGACACUGUAGCUUUUAUUGCUCUCAAAUGUUCUGAGAGAAGGAACAUCCACUAUGUAUUUAAGGUAGAUGUUACGUCUGUGCACAGUCCCACAGGACUGCCUUGGAUGAGACUUGUACAAGCAGCUGCCAAUAGCAAGGAGCAGAACCUGGAAGCUUACUUAGAAAACAGUCAGUUAUAUUAUCGCUCUACCAGGAAAAUCAACAAAAACGAGGAACUCCUUGUCUGGUAUGAUGAGGAGCUUUCCUGCCUCCUGGGUUUCAAUGAAAUAAAAGCUCAGAGUCCCCACAAUGAGUUGAGAUGCCAAGAAUGUGACCGAGUCUUUAAAUGUGAGCAUACCUAUCUCUCCCAUGUCCGCUUCCUAUGUGCCCCAGAGAAGAGCACCCUGCUAUGGAAAAACUUUCAGAACCCUAAGACUGAAAAGAGCAACUUAUCUGAGCAGACCACGAAUUUCCACAGCCUGGCAAGGGAUCUAGAGGUCAAAAUGGCAGCUUGUAAAGAUGAUGCCCGUGGUCUCACAGGAGAAAGAAGAGCAAAAUCUGAGGAGGCUGAGAACAACAGGAGCAGGAAGACUGUGUUGUUGGAGAAAACCAAUAAUCUGAGUGAAGAACAUAACUGUGGGGGCAAGGAAGAAGCUGGGGGAGAGCAUGUAUUGGCUGGCUCUUUCUGGAAGCUUAGUUCAGGAAGGCAGUCAGUUAGGAGGGAUGCUUUAGAUCAGAAGCAGAGUGCUUUCACCGAGGUCAGGAGGAUGAAGGAGAAGGUGAGGAACGAGAGACUGAAGGAGCCAGAACAGGAAGAUAGCACGGUUCCCCUCGGUAAAGAGCAGGUAUCGAAGGAAGUGUUGCUGAACUCCUCCGGUAGUGCAUUCUCCUUUGUGUGGCCCACUAGAGCCCGAGGAGAACAGAAGAGUGCUUUCAGCAAACCCAGUAAGUGUCUAACAGAAAGAGCUGCAAUAAAUUCUUCUCAUCCCAUAAGUGAGUCACCAAAGAGCCUGGGGGAGCUGUCUGGCCUCAUUGCCACCACAGACAUUAUGUGCUGCAGCACUCUUCUCAAUUCCAAGUUCUUUGUCAGUGAUUUGUGUAAUGCUCAAAUGCUGCAGACAAGCAUCACUCGGAGCAAUGUUUUCCCAUAUACCUCAGAACCAUGGCCCAAGCAAGCAGGAGGACAAUUACAAAACACAACCACCACUACUUCUUCUUCUUCCUCCUCCUCCUCCUCCUCUUCCUUGACUCUUCUUCCUCCCACCUUCAUGUCCUUUGGAGUGGCUGCCCAGAACUGGUGUGCCAAAUGCAACCUGUCCUUUCGCAUGACAUCUGAUUUAGUCUUCCACAUGCGGUCACAUCACAAAAAAGAAUACUCCUCAACUGAAUCCCAGUGCAAGAGGAGGCGAGAAGAGAAGCUAACAUGCCCCAUUUGUCAUGAGUACUUCCGAGAACGCCAUCAUUUAUCCCGGCACAUGACUUCUCAUAAUUAGAGCUGUGCAGAAAGAUGUCACCAAGUGACUGGGCAGGUUGGAUAAAGAAGGGGAACAUAAGUCACUUGUAUCCAUUUCUUUUUGAGUUUACAUUAAUUUCUUAAAGGAAAUCACUGUUUACAAUAAUUUAUAAUAGAUGCUUUCCAAAAAAAUAUAAAACUUUUACAAGAGUCUGCGUUGGUUGUAAGUUUUGAAAACUCAACCUAGCCCUUGCCAAUCUAUUUUUGAAGAAAUAAAAGAGUGAAAUGAAUACACAUACAGUAUUGAUUUGAAAAGACUUGGGAACAAAAUUGUUGUUUUGCAAACAGUUUUCUUUGCUUGUAUUUGAUUUGCUGGUGUUUGUGCAGUACAAUGUAAAUACAGAAGUAACAACCACCUCAUUGAAUGAGGAAUCUUUAAGCACUAAAAAAAUCAGAGCUUGUAUGCUAAAAGAAAAGAAGUUACUGCUUCUAGCAGCUUUGGUGGACUUUUACUCCUUUAUGUUAGCUGAAUCGGCUCUCUCAUCAGAUUUGUGAGUCUGAGUAAAAUGCUUCUAUCUUACUGUCUCCUUGGCUUUGAAGUUAAGACUGACUGAACUUUGUGAUCAUCAACAACUGACUGAUAGACCGCCAAAAAGGAUGUGACUUAUAAAUCAGUAUAUCUGAGUUCUAUCCUAUGCUCUGCCACUUUUGCAAUAUCUUUUAUAAAGUCAAAUCAACCUGGAUCUGUAUCAAAAUGUGACCUAUUGUCAAUGUUACUGUCUAGGCAGUGAGCACAAAUUCUGGCCUGAUGUGUGCUUGCAAGAUCUGUGUGACUUUAGCAGGCAUACAGAUCUGAUGGGUGUAGAGUGUGGCCUGUGGUUUGCAGGCUUUGGAUAUUCUAAAGGAAGCAACUGGAGUAUUUGAGUUACUAUUAGCCACUGAUAGAUAGAAUCUGCACAGUAAUUGUGGAUGGUAGGCUCUGUUCUGCUAACACCUAGAAGAGGAACGUCCUUCGCAAAAUGACACAGAGAUACAUGAAUUGCAUUGUAUUAGACCAUCUUGUCUUUCCUCUGUUUUCUACAUGGGCCAAUUCCAGCUUUUUUUAAAAGAAAGUGCCAAAUCCUCUCUAUAGCCUGUCCAUUUGUGAGUUUUUUUUAUUGCCUACUUUGGUUUGAGCUCUGCUUAGUCUCAGAAGCAGAUGAGCUUAUACUGUUCUGGGUGCGUGGGGGGUAGCAACAAUCCUGUCUACUGUUACUGCAGCUCACCUAAUUAGCCUUUCCCUACUUUUUUAAUCUGUUAGGGGCUUACUCUUGGUAGCUUAUGACGUGUUCUUCAAGUGAGCAUUCAUCUCUCUUUUGGAUAGUAUUUUUUCAGGUUGUCUGAUGUUUUUGUGGCCUGUUUCUGAGCCUCAUCUGCUAUUAUUCCCUUUCAGAUAGAGAAUGAUCAAACCCCACUCAUUUCCAAGCUAAAAGUAAAGGACAUUGCAAUAUGCUGCUUAUUAUUUCCCACCAUACUGAUGAUAGAGCUCAGUGUUUGCUGCACAGUGGACAGAAGUUUUCUCUGAGUUCCUGUGAUGAUGCCUAGGCUGAUAAUGCAAGUACCAGCAAGUAAACACAUCUGAAUUAUAAAAGCCAGCCCAAGAGUCAGUUGGGUUCGCCAUAUUACACUCAUUGUCAUCUCUUUGAAGAUUUCUAUAAAUCAGGAGACUGUGUUCUUCCCAAUAUAUUAUUGGUGAACAUGGCUGCUGACUAUUAACAUAAACAUUUGACUUACUGCAGACCAGCCACUGGCUGUGCACCCCAGCUUUACUUUCCCAACAUAAAGUGAUUAAACUGUUUAUAUUAUGCCUUUGAGUUCAGAAGAUAUACAUUGAGACUGGAGGUCUGGUUGGAUUGUAACACAGCUUUCCAAGGUCAGUGGUGGAAGCUCUUUCACUGGAGUCAUUAAAAAGCAAAAUGAACAAAAGCUUUGAAACAUGGAGCACAGGGAAAAACCUUGCAUUGAGCAGGGGAUGAUGUGGUUUCCUUCUAAUCUUUCCAUCUCUAUUUUGUGUCCAAUAACAUUUACUGUGUAAGGAAUAUAUUUAUGGCAAGGUUUAAUGGGCCAAAUUUCACUCCAUCUAGUUUUAUCUGGGUGCCAGCCAGUUUACUGUGAAGUCAGUGUCCAUAAAGUGUAAUGAAGGACUCCAUGGUGUAACAGCAUUCGUAUGUGGUUAGGUUUACAGUUCCCAUUAGUAGUUUAGGCCAGAUUGUGAUCUCAUUUAUUCCAGUGCAAAUCCAGAAUAAUUCUAUGUUGCUACUCCUGAUUUACAUCAAUUACUUUACGAUCAGUCUGGCCCAAUAUAAAUAAGUCUAAAGGUUUUUUGGUACCUUUGCCGCAAAAUGUUCUAUUCUGUACUUAUUGAGAGAUGCCGUGUUUUCUUAACAGUUUUAUUAUUAGAAACCUAGCUUCAGAUUUCUUCUGGAAAAAGACAAGACCAGCUGUGUAAUGCUCCCCAGUGUUAUGCUGGUGCAUCGCUUCAGUGUUACUCUGCUCCAAGGGCCUGCUUUUUCCAGGGUGCUACACCUGGCAUAUCAUUUAGAUCAGAAUGAAGCAGCAGCAGAUCUCACUGGUUACAGAUUUUCUCUGAUUUUUUGUUGGUGUAAGUGAUCUUGAGAAAGUGUGGAAAGUCAGCCACUGAUAAACAACUGCUGAAUCUCAAAACCUCUUCCAAUGGUGUGUUAGAUCUACAUCCUUAGAGGUCUCACCAGUGAUCAAAGUUCUUCGUGCUGCUUAUGGUAUGAGGCUUAAGCAAGCAACAAGGCUACAGGGAGAGAGAGCUUUCCUUUAUGUCACGAAGUUGUUUUCUUUGUGAAAAAAAAAACCGAAAGGUUAGAACUCUUACCCAGUUUCUUUAUGGGCGUACCUCAGCCACAGCAACUUACAUACUGUGCUGACAAGCAAUGCAUAAAUGCCUCCUAUGCACAGACAAGCAAGAGAACCAGUUCCGAGAAGUGGCAAAGUUGAUUCAAAAUGCAAAAAUGAAGAGAAGCAGUUUUUAAUCAGCUUUAUUUCUGGUACCAUCCUCACAUCCUCCAGCUGCAGGGGCAGCGCAGUUUGGUCUGAGCAUGUAAUGACUGGGGUUUUCCCUCCUGCAACAUGGAAUUCACACUGCAGGCAAAUGUGUUCAAUACUGCCCUUGCUACUUUGCAGUGGCUGCUGGCAUAAAAAUUGAGUGAACAGAUUGCUUCUUAUACUUGACUGCUUUGUGAACUAAGCCUUGUUUACACACACAGCUGAUCAAUAUGAUACUCUGUUGCCUGCUGCACCUGUGCUGACAUCACAGCAAACCAGCACAGAUGCCAGUGGAACCAGGACUUGAUUCCUUAUAUGUAAAACGAGCUCUUGUGUAAAGCCCCUUGUGCAGGCACAGGGAAUGUCUUACGUGUCUCAGGUUUAACUGAGUGUCUUACCUAAGUUGGCUUACAUAAACCAGGGAGCUUAUCCAAAAUUAUUGCAGAUCUUAUGUCUUUAAACAAAAAUUUUCUUAUUAAAGCUGAGUGAACCAAAUAUUGCACAGGCAGAAGGAAACCUAACGAGACAAAGAAAACCAAACUUCUUAUAACUGAGUCAUGCCGGAAGCUUUUUUUCCAUUAUGUCUAGAAGUCUGAACAUUUGAAUUGGUGCAGAUGAGAGGAAAUCCUGCUGGAGGAAAGGCACUCUACUAGUAGAGCAGGGGGUCAUGAAGAAGUAAAGCAACUUAAGGAAUUCAUGAAAGGCUGCAUUCUGCCCCAGUGCAAUACCGUGAUUUUACAGCAGGGAUCUGUAUCUUUUCUACAAGUAGAAAUGCUUGGAAGAAAAGAAAUGUAAGAUUUUGAUUUUUUAAACAGGAUGAGACAAUGUGAACUGGUUUGUUUCCUGUCUUUGCUAGCAACUGCCUGUAUCAUCUUGAUCAAACCAGUUUGUCACAACAUCUGUUUCUGGAUCAGUGGAAAGGGGCAUAACACAAAGCUUUCAAGCUUAGCUUUUCAGGCUGUGUUUCUGCAGUGGGAUGUGAGUUUACUGAUAGAGAACGCCAUGUUAGGAUAUUUGCUCACUCAUUGAUCCCUGAACUUUUUCCAUUGUAGAUGUGUUUCUCCAUCAAAAUGGCACUCAGACACACUUCUGAAGAAUAUAUAUUUACUUGGUUUUUUUUGAGGCAGUUUUCCACUAAUUGAUGCAGUCUGUGGCUCUCAUUGGUCUACAGAGCACAGUUUGAAAAUCACUGGAUUAAGGCAGCUUUUGUGGUAUGAUCAGGGAAGACUACAUGAAAGGCACUGUCCAGAAAGCAAGAAUGCAUCAUUUUGUAGCAAAAAAAAAAAAAGAGUAAGAUGGCUGCCAUUUCUUGGUUAGAGUUCUCUGGAGGAGAACUCUCUGAAGGAGAAAGAUCAUACUGUCAGGAGGCCUGAUAUACCAACUCCUUCCUUCCUGCUUUUAAAGGGAACACAAUUAGGAUUAAACUUUAGGAAGUUCUUCUAAGUGGGAUGUUAAGGAAAUGGUGCUAUAAACUGUGGAGUGUCUGUGUCAGCUCUGGAACCAGAACAGAGAAGGGUGGCAGUUUCAGCAUGUUCCUGUUAUGCUGUGGAAGAGCACUUCUGAAAUUGCUUGUCCCUCCCUAACAAAACUUCUUUCUCAUUUAAACCACAAACCAUGGAUUUUCUAUAACUAAUUUACAUUUAUAGUUUUCUGAUGCUCAAACCUUUCGGUGCAGUGUAAUUUUCUAUACAAUUACAGUCUGUUUUUUUGUGAGAUCUGUUGAUCACACUGUGCUGUGGUCAUGGUUUGGUUCGAGCUGUUUUACACAUCAAAAAUGCCAGGUGGUGCCAGACCUGGGGGACAUACAUACAAAGCAGGACUCCGGAUCUAUGUCUUCCUUGACACUGUAGAAGAAGGUGGAAGAUCCAUGCAGAAAGCAGCUGUGGGAAAAAAUGUUCUUGACUGCAUAAGUGAUAGAGAUCUCUUUAGUUCUGAAAAUGCACGUCCAGAUUUCAGGGAAAGUUCUGUUACCUAUCGUAAUUCUAGAUGUUCUUGAAGUGUUUGGUACUUCUAAACUGUACAAUUGCACUUGCUUCUCUUGCUUCAGUAAGUCCUACAGGCUCUGCCUUUACAUGUAUUUCCUUUCUGUCAGUUCUGAAUUUACCACCUUUCAACUGCGCUGUGUUCAAGUGAGACAGGAUAGGAUAUAGCUUGUCUGUCCUGCUUGUUAUCCCUCCAUUCUGAGAUAAGAAAGCUGGUCUUUUCAGUAUCUUCAAACAAGAAGUUUCCUGUGGUCCUACUCUGAGCAAAAAGUACAGUCUAACACAAUUUACACUACACUGUGUCCAAGUUCUAAGCUCAUGGAGAUGGGAAUAAAUAUGAUAUAGCUGUUUGUGAAGACAGGAAAAAGUUGUUUUUUAACACACUGGCCUGUAUCAUGCCUGACAGUUUCAAUGCUAAUUAGCCAGUAGAUGACCUAUGAAAUAGUAAAUAAUACUUUGCCAAUUAAUAAAGUUUGUCAAGGUUGCACAUUAAUUUUCCAGUGAAAUCGAUCACUUCAGUAAACUAACAGUGCUACUGAUGUCAAAUGGACUCACCAGCAAAUGCAUCUUCAUUGUUUGUUUUCCCAGCUGGAUUCCAAUUUCUAGACAUAAUUAUUAUUCAUAAUUACUUACCAUAUUACUACGGGAAGAAAUUAUUUGCUAUUUGUGCCCAUAUGGUAUAGCUUUUGGUUCUUGAAUGGAUGGCUAAAGCUUUUAAAUGUUGGGUUUAACAACUACUGUUUUUUGUACAUGACAGCACAACUGAUUGUGUUUAGGAAAACAAAGUAUAUCUGGAUCAUUUAGAUAUUAAAGAGGCUUAAAAGACAUUAGAAGAAAUACAUUAGUGUUGUUUACUC
This is a messenger RNA of Falco peregrinus (peregrine falcon), 7663 nucleotides long. It is a transcript of the gene ZNF488, whose product is annotated as zinc finger protein 488. Gene Ontology annotation, molecular function: protein binding. The transcript has 4 exons. Gene Ontology annotation, biological process: regulation of DNA-templated transcription. The record is from RefSeq and is a predicted model, not a curated record. NCBI's taxonomy places the organism in Eukaryota, Metazoa, Chordata, Aves, Falconiformes, Falconidae. The coding region runs from base 182 to 1810 and encodes 542 amino acids. Gene Ontology annotation, cellular component: nucleus.